AUGGGCCUCUUUGACUUCUUCAAGUCCUCCAAGGAGGAAUCUCCCCGUACCCAACAACCAACCUGGGAUCCUAAUACUAUGACGAUGCAACAACCAGCUAGUCCUCCUGCUCCCAUGGUUGACCGUACUGUUUCGGACCAACCAAACACUCAGGAGAACAUGCAGUUGCGUGGCGGUGGUGCGGGUGAUUGUUGUUGUGGAAUAUGCGCCGGUAUCCUUUGCUUCGAGUGCUGUGAGGAGUGCUGUUAG
Aspergillus pseudotamarii is the source of this 249-nucleotide messenger RNA. RefSeq lists its product as uncharacterized. The transcript has 3 exons. The coding region runs from base 1 to 249 and encodes 82 amino acids. Lineage: Eukaryota; Fungi; Ascomycota; Eurotiomycetes; Eurotiales; Aspergillaceae. The record is from RefSeq and is a predicted model, not a curated record.